AUGGGCGGAGCCUCCUCUCCUCGCAUCCCGUCUCGUCGCUCCGCCCCUUAUUUCACUUCUCUCGCUUUUUUCGGCAGCUCGUAUAUUAAAGUGAAAAACAAUAGAAAUAAGAUGUUGAAUCCGACGGAUGCCGCUUCUGUCGCCCUCUCAUUUUCAGUCCCAUUCCAAAUGAGCGGAGAAAACCCUUUAUCAAAGCUCGUUGAGCAUUGCAAUAAAUUCGUGCCGGGAGCAGAUAUCAAAAUGAAGGCAGAGCCAGCAAAACCAGAAUCACUACUUUUGCCAACUGAUAUGAAUGCGUACUCUCCAUAUUUAGCAACUCCUAAUUGGUGGGUUGACCAAACAGGAUGGCCACAACUGUACCCUACAGUAACCACAGCUUCAUCUGUAGAUGUUUAUCAAAACUACUUGGCUUCUAGUCAACUUGGUGGCCUUUUAAGUUCGUCAGUUUCUGCAGUGGCUUCUCAACUGCCAGCCGGUAUUAAUGCACAAUCAGCUCUCAACAUAACGAGUCAACAGAGAACUAUUGCAAAGAGUUUCCAACACACAAAACCAAUGGCUUCAUCUUCAUCAAUUCCAUCAGUACUAACAGCUUCCAAUUCCAGUGCAAAUAGUCUUGUAAGCAGUGGUUCUGAAAGUGUUAGUGCUCGUGGAACUUCUGGUAGUGGAGGUACUGGUAAGUAUCCUUCAUCACGAACCGCCAACAAGUGCGAGUGCCCAAAUUGCCACGAAAUUGAGAAAUUCGGACCCAAUGCAAUUGCAGCACGUAAGCGAGGAGUUCAUAAUUGUCAUAUUGCUGGAUGUGGAAAAGUUUAUAAUAAGAGCAGUCACUUGAAAGCACAUUUAAGAUGGCAUUCUGGUGAACGUCAAAUGGUAAGGAAGCCCGUAUAAUCAGGAGAUUGUAUCCGAAGAUUGUCAAGGAAUUGAAGAAGAAACGCUCCGGUGACAGCUCAUGACUACAUCGUCCAUGUUUCCGUAUCUCUUCACAUAUCUCAUUCAAAAUAAAUUAACUUUCUUUAUUUGAUAUUUCUAUUUUAUUUCCUCUUGAUCUUCUCUCUUCUGUCUCUGGUCUAUUGUGAAUAUAUUUUUCCAUCCUGUCUGAAAUAAACAAUUGUGGUCUAAAAUA
Messenger RNA from Caenorhabditis elegans, 1123 nucleotides. It is a transcript of the gene sptf-1, whose product is annotated as Specificity protein transcription factor 1. NCBI's taxonomy places the organism in Eukaryota, Metazoa, Nematoda, Chromadorea, Rhabditida, Rhabditidae. The record is from RefSeq and is marked reviewed. The transcript is spliced from 6 exons. Bases 1 to 888 code for a protein of 295 amino acids.